UUUUCCUUUCUCAUCUUACCUUUGCACUGCUGCCCACUGGAGGAGCUCCUCUGCUUCACAUUUCUGGCCCGUGACCACCCAGCAUCUUCACUUUCCACUCGUCGGCUAUCCUUUCCAGCCUCACUUUCUUCAUUCUGCACGAUCACCAGUCUUCCUAUUCCAUCAUUCCAAGCACCAAUUCCCUCUCCAAUCGAUCGCCAGCACCAGCAAGUCUUUUCUUGGGAACUGGUGUACAUAGUCGAUCAAAUAAAGCAGACAGAAAAAAGAAAGAAAAGAUUAUUCUGACACUCCGACUUCCUGCGUAAGUGAAGCAAGUCUACACAGUUGACAAAAAUGUCUGCCUCUCCAUCUGCUUUGCAAUCGACCAAGCGUCCUUUGGAGGACCCUUCUUCGCCAUCGGGACCCAAUGAUCAGCCGGAGGCCAAGCGUCCUGCCUUGGACAAAGUAGUUAAGAGCGACGAGGAGGCCGAAGUCCCCAGUGCCGACGGCCAAGAUGAUACUGUUGUCCCAGAUGCUCCCAAUGGUAAGGGAGCUCACGCUGAGACCCAGCCAAUCCAGUCGACCGCUUCCCACACAGAAAGACCUGGCUCUCAAUCCGAAAACCGUGCUCCCCAGGACGAGUCGAGUUGGAUUCAUAUUCGGGCUGUAAUUUCUAGUCAGGAAGCUGCUACAGUUAUUGGAAAGGGUGGUGAGAAUGUGUCCCAGAUUCGUCGUAUGUCUGGUGCCAAGUGCACCGUCAGCGACUACUCCCGGGGCGCUGUGGAACGUAUCUUGACCGUCAGCGGCCCACAGGACGCCGUUGCUAAGGCAUUUGGUCUUAUCAUUCGAACCCUGAACAACGAACCCCUUGAAGCCCCUUCCACUGCCCAAUCUAAGACCUAUCCUUUGCGCUUGCUCAUCCCCCAUAUUCUCAUUGGUUCUAUUAUUGGCAAGGGUGGUGUUCGCAUUCGUGAGAUCCAGGAAGCCUCUGGAGCUCGUCUUAAUGCCUCGGAUGCUUGCCUUCCCUUGUCCACUGAACGAUCCCUUGUAAUUCUCGGUGUUGCCGAUGCCGUGCACAUCGCCACCUACUACGUUGCUGUGACUCUUGUUGAGCAGCUUACUGAACGCUUCGGAGGGCCCGCAGCCUCUGCUUACGCUACUCGUAGCGGUGGUCCCGCUGGUGCUGUUCCCGGUGGCAUGCAGGUCGUGCCGUACGUGCCCCAGCCAGCUGGAGGCCAAUAUGGCCACCCUGAUACCUUCAAGAGACAUCACCCCCACCCUAACCGUGCUGGCGCGGGUGCUUAUGGCGUCCCUUACCUUCACGGCCAGCCCACCCCUGCCCCAGUUGCGCAGCCAGCUAUGCCCUACGGUGCUGCCGCCCCUGCCCCGUACGCCGGAGCUGGCCCUCACCAACCUGCUCCCUACGGUGCUCCUCAGCCUACUCCGGCACGCGGUGGUGCCCCAACUCCCGCGGCCCCUGUUGGCGGAGUUCUCCCUGGGCAGCCACUAACCCAGCAGAUUUACAUCCCUAACGACAUGGUCGGUGCCAUAAUCGGAAAGGGCGGUGCUAAGAUCAACGAGAUCCGACACCUGAGUGGCAGUGUGAUCAAGAUCAACGAGCCACAAGAAAGCAGCAACGAGCGUCUGGUGACCAUCACCGGAACUCAAGAAUGUAACCAGAUGGCUCUGUAUAUGCUUUACUCGAGACUCGAAAGUGAAAAGCAUCGUAUCUAGGCCAUUGCGCUUGCUCAUUUUGUUAUUAGAGCGAAUCGGGUGUGCGGUUUUUGGUCAAAACAAAAGUCAUCUAUUACGGUGGUUUUAAUGAUUGCGUUUCGGGUAUAUCUGCUUCUUGUUGUACUUUACUGAAGGCGCUUUUUCCCCCUUUUUUAAUUUU
Aspergillus wentii DTO 134E9 is the source of this 1873-nucleotide messenger RNA. Its product is annotated as telomere maintenance protein PBP2. Gene Ontology annotation, molecular function: mRNA binding. The coding region runs from base 334 to 1713 and encodes 459 amino acids. Gene Ontology annotation, cellular component: cytoplasm; nucleus. NCBI's taxonomy places the organism in Eukaryota, Fungi, Ascomycota, Eurotiomycetes, Eurotiales, Aspergillaceae. Gene Ontology annotation, biological process: regulation of gene expression; regulation of RNA metabolic process. The transcript is spliced from 3 exons. The record is from RefSeq and is a predicted model, not a curated record.